CAAAGUUGGCAAAACUAACCGACGAAGAAAGAGAUGCGCUUAUAAACUGUCAUCAUCAUUUCGGAUACAACAAAUUACUGGAAUUUUGGACAGUCAUCGCUUUUUCAGAUAUUUCUUCGGCAUGGAUUAUAAAGACGAAACCUUUGGAGUUUCUUAUUUCAAAGCAGUAUGGGCUAGUAUCGCGUCCGUUGGAUGGUAUAUCGUUGCGAUAUUCGUUUGCUGUUGGUACGCGUCUCCUUAUAUUCAGGAAAAGUAUAGAAAAUGGAAAUUGAGAAUAGACGAGAGAGAUUAUGCUGCUAAAUAUCAUAAAGAUCCGGAUCUCUUACAAGAAAGAUUAUCCGCUUUGGAGGCAUCCCGGCAACGAAUGCAAGAAAAGUAUUACGAGAAAUGCGUGCUAGCGCGACAAGAAGAAAAAGAGAAGGAAAUCAAGAGAGAAGCAGCGAGAUUGAUAGACAACGCGUUCGCUGGUCAAAGGCUAGGGAACUCUUCUCGCGAUGAAUCUACGUUCGUUCAGAAGAAUAAGAAAUCUUUGAAAGGAGAUUACAAUCCGUUAAUGGGCGACAAUUCUAGGGGAUACCGACCUCCGAAGCGCACCUGUUGCGGAAAAGGUGGUUGCGGAUAACGUUAUCGUAUAUUAGAUGUAAGCCAGUUUCUUCUCGAUUCCAUAUUUCUUCUUUUUCUUCCUUUCCUUCGGUUUCUCGGCCACACGAUAUUUAAAAAAAAAAAAAACAAAGACAUUGUAAAUAAUUGUCAAAUCGUUAUUUUACCUUCUAAUAAAAUGUCAUGAUUACACA
Molecule: messenger RNA, 794 nt
Organism: Megachile rotundata (alfalfa leafcutting bee)
Lineage: Eukaryota; Metazoa; Arthropoda; Insecta; Hymenoptera; Megachilidae
Biological process (GO): retrograde protein transport, ER to cytosol; endoplasmic reticulum unfolded protein response
Cellular component (GO): Derlin-1-VIMP complex; endoplasmic reticulum membrane; Derlin-1 retrotranslocation complex
Source: RefSeq, a predicted model, not a curated record